AUGGAUAGGAAUACCAGUUUUGUGGUGGUCCUUGUGCACUGCUAUCUUUCCUUAGCUACUCUCUUCUGCAUGUUUGCAUUUGCUCGUGGAAAUCCAAAUGUGCUUUGCAGAGAAGUAGAAAGAGAAGCCCUCCUCCGCUUCAAACAAGGUCUCAUAGACCGCUCGAAUCGACUCUCAUCUUGGAUUGGCGAGGAGUGUUGCAUGUGGAGAGGAAUUGGCUGUGACAACAUAACCGCGCAUGUCAUCCAGCUAAAUCUUAGAAAUGAUCCAUAUGCUGAUUCCUUUACUACAUUUGAAGCUUUUAAGUCGUCAAAGUUGGGCGGAGUGAUAAGUGAUUCUCUCUUGGAAUUAAAGCAUCUUCACUAUCUGGACCUAAGUGGGAAUAAUUUUACAGAUGCUCAUAUUCCAAGAUUUUUUGGUGGCCUCCAGAAUUUGAGAUAUCUAAAUUUGUCAGAUGCGGGUUUCGUGGGUACAAUUCCUCAUCAGCUGACAAAUCUCUCCAACUUGCAUUCUCUUGACAUUGGAUAUCUCUUUGUGCAAGUUGACAAUCUUGAAUGGUUAUCUCAUCUUUCUUUGUUGGAAUUUCUCGACCUGAGUUACGUCAAUCUUAGUAAAGCAUCCAAUUGGUUACAGGUGAUGAACAUGCUCCCUUCUCUAUCUGAGUUACACUUGUCUAGUUGUGAACUCAAUAAAUAUGAUCCUAUUCUUUAUGUUAACUUUUCAUCUCUCACUAUGCUCGAUCUUUCAAGCAACAACUUUGUUUAUUCAACUUUUAACUGGAUGAAUAGUCUCACGUCUCUUGUUACACUUGAUUUAAGUUACAAUCUCAUUCAGAUUCCACUUACAGUUGUCCAUAACAUGUCUUGUUUGAGAAAUCUAUAUCUCUCGCGUAACAACUUCUCUUCCACAGCACUUAACUUGUUCUACAAUAUAACUACUCUUGAAAGACUUGAUCUUGCAUCUAACAAUAUUCGAGGUGUACUUCCUAGAGCCCUUGGAUCCCUUUCUCGAUUGACGCAUCUUGACCUGUCAGACAAUCACCUUGAAGGAAAGAUACCAAGAUUCUUGGGAAACUUUAGUAAUCUCCAACUUUUAGAUUUAUAUGGGAACAACCUUGGGGGAGGUACUUUGCCGGAUGAAUUGGGGAAAUAUCAAAAGCUCUCUGUUCUUUCACUUUAUGGUAACAUGCUUUCUGGUCCGAUUCCCAUGUCUAUAGGAAAUCUUUCUUCAUUGAGGACACUUGAUUUCUAUUUCAAUCACUUAAAUGGAACAAUUCCUACUUGA
Messenger RNA from Corylus avellana, 1284 nucleotides. NCBI's taxonomy places the organism in Eukaryota, Viridiplantae, Streptophyta, Magnoliopsida, Fagales, Betulaceae. The record is from RefSeq and is a predicted model, not a curated record.